This is a messenger RNA of Anoplopoma fimbria (sablefish), 4326 nucleotides long. It is a transcript of the gene nr2c2, whose product is annotated as nuclear receptor subfamily 2, group C, member 2. Gene Ontology annotation, molecular function: zinc ion binding; RNA polymerase II cis-regulatory region sequence-specific DNA binding; nuclear receptor activity. The transcript is spliced from 15 exons. The coding region runs from base 143 to 2107 and encodes 654 amino acids. The record is from RefSeq and is a predicted model, not a curated record. Gene Ontology annotation, biological process: positive regulation of embryonic development; cell differentiation; anatomical structure development. Lineage: Eukaryota; Metazoa; Chordata; Actinopteri; Perciformes; Anoplopomatidae.
ACCUCCACCAUCAUCCGCACGCUGGCGGUGCUGGAGGGGUCACGAACUAUGACCUUUAACGGAAGACAAAAACAAAACAAAUGUUUGAUGACAUAGCAGAGCGCCUGGGACCCGGAGACCUCACUAAUGACCUUACAUCAUCAUGACGACCAACCUCAAUCUGCUCUCUCAGCAGAAAGUGGACUCUGAGCACGAGGCAGAGGUGUCAUCCUCUCCUUCAGACUCCAUGAUGAGCGAGUCUCCACAGCGCUUUCAGGUCAUCUCCACAGAGCCUGCCACGACACCACAGCGGAUACAGAUUGUAACUGACCAGCAGACAGGUCAGAAGAUCCAGAUAGUGACAGCGAUGAAGCCGUCCAGUGCUCCCAAGCAGCAGUUCAUUCUGACUACGGCUGACAGCUCGGGGGCAGGCAAGGUCAUCCUGGCCUCACCGGACAGCCACAACACCAAGCAGCUCAUCUUCACGGCUGCAGACAGCCUGAUGCCAGGAAGGAUACAGAUCGUCACAGAUCCAGUGUCAAUGGAACGGUUGUUAGGGCAGUCAGGGGACUUGAGCCGACCGCAGCCGGUGGAGUACUGUCUGGUGUGUGGGGACAAGGCUUCAGGGCGUCACUACGGAGCGGUCAGUUGCGAGGGAUGUAAAGGCUUCUUCAAGCGGAGCGUGAGGAAGCACCUGACGUACAGCUGCCGCAGUAAACAGGACUGCGUCAUCAACAAACACCACCGCAAUCGCUGCCAGUUCUGUCGGUUGAAGAAAUGCCUUAACAUGGGGAUGAAGACUGACUGUGAGUUUUCAUCCAAAUCCAGGACACCAUACGAAAACAUGUUGACAAAAACACCCAGAAACAAAUCAGCUGUCCAGAGUGAGAGGAAGCCCAUCGACGUAGUGCCCAGAGAAAAGCACGCCAACUGUGCUGCCUCCACCCAAAAGAUCUACAUUCGCAAAGACCUAAACAGUCCGCUCAUCGCCACGCCAACCUUCAUCUCCGAUACAGAGACAGACGGCUCCAGAUCCAGCUUGCUGGACCAAGGCAUGCUGGUUAAUAUCCAGCAGCCGGUCAUCCAGAGUGAUGGAACUCUGCUGCUGGCCACUGACUCAAAGAUGGACCAUGGCCAGGGGGACUUGGGAACACUAGCCAAUGUGGUGACAUCACUGGCCAACCUGAGCGACUCGCUAAGAGAGAAUCUAAACAAUGGUGAUACAUCAGACAGCCAGCAGGAGGAGCAAUCUGCCAGCGAGAUAACACGUGCCUUUGACACCCUGGCCAAAGUUUUCAACCCACCUGAAGCAGGUGUCGGACAGAGUCUGGCAGAUAAGCCGCAGUGUGUCAGCGGAACAACCAUCCAGCUGAUUGGUCGAGACCAGGAGACCCCCAUCAUUGAGGUGGAAGGACCGCUGCUCACAGACAGCCAUGUCGGCUUUAAGCUGACCAUGCCCAGCCCCAUGCCCGAGUAUCUGAACGUACACUACAUCUGUGAGUCAGCAUCCAGACUUCUCUUUCUCUCCAUGCACUGGGCUCGGUCCAUCCCUGCCUUCUCAGCUCUUGGUCAGGAGGCAAACACCAGCUUGGUGCGAGCCUGCUGGAAUGAGCUGUUUACUCUGGGUCUCGCUCAGUGCGCUCAUGAGAUGAACCUGUCGACCAUCCUCGCUGCCAUCAUCAACCACCUCCAGAGCAGCAUCCAGGACGACAAGCUUUCGGGGGAGAGGGUGAAGCAGGUGAUGGAGCACAUUUGGAAGUUCCAGGAGUUCUGUAACAGCAUGACGAGGUUGGAGACCGACAGCUACGAAUAUGCCUACCUGAAAGCAAUAGUGUUGUUCAGCCCGGAUCACCCAGGUGUGGACAGCAGCGGGCAGAUUGAGAAGUUCCAGGAGAAAGCGUUGAUGGAGCUGCAGGACUACGUGCAGAAAACCUACCAAGAUGACACCUACAGGUUGACCCGUAUCCUGACUCGUCUCCCGGCCCUGCGCCUCAUGAACUCGGCCAUCACAGAGGAGCUCUUCUUCACCGGCUUGAUAGGUAACGUCUCUAUUGACAGCAUCAUUCCUUACAUCCUCAAGAUGGAGACGGCUGAGUAUAACAGCCAGGACUCCGACCCUGCAGAAUGACACUCCAGCACUCCAGCGUUUAACGAUUAGCCAGUCUCCACUUCAGGUACUCUUCUUCGUCUCUCGUGGGGUUUACCGUUGAAAAAGAGUCGGAAAUCCUGCAGCGGCCCGUUUGUUUUUUAACGACGCAUGGUGCAAAGUCAUUCAGGAAUCCUUGGUAGGUGAAGAUAAUCUAGGACAUAAAAGCCAGGAUGACAGUUGGAAUGUUUUCUGGAGCUGAUGUUGAAUUCCUGGCUCCAAACUCAGUCGCUGUGAACUGGAUGGACAAAGGAAUCUUCUGCAGCUGCAACUGUGCUUGUCUCCUUUAAUGUCUUAAUGGCACUUCAAUCUAAUUACAUAUAUAAACCUGAAAUAAGCCUUUCAAAUUGUUUUAGUGUUUUCUAAGCCUUCCCAUGCUCUCAUGUUGAUCACAUACAUACUUUUGCAUUGGCUUGCAGGUAACAGAUGAGCUGUAUCAACAAGUUCAAACUGAAAUCUUACAUGUGGAAGUGAAACUUCAUCUUUUUAAAGUCUAAAGAUAAUAUAAAUCUGAGUACUUGCUUUUAAAGUGUACUUUGAAGCUGUAAAUGAUUUGUUUAUGUUUGUAUUUGGGAACAUUGGCGCGGGAGAUGCUUAAAUGGCCAUGCUGAUAAAUUGUGGAUUCAAAGGCUAAGAACAGUAUGACUGUUCUGAAUAUCACACAACAAGACAUCGAAACAUGCUUCAUAAAUUAUUUUCUGAGACUGACACCAUUUCCCCCGAGGUGUGAGACAUUAAUGUACAGUUCUUUACUUUAAUUACAUUUAAUAAUAGUUGGAAUGAGAACUCCAAUCAGGUACGAAAACAAUCUCAAACCUCAAUAAUUGAUCCUUAAUCUGUAUUCAUAAGGACUGGCCUUCAUAGCAUUUAUCUACCACACAGUGCAUUACAACAUGACCAACAUCCGAUUUCAUUCAGUUUCACGUCAGCCAAAUCAGCCAGUUAAACUGGCCACAUGUCUUUUUUUUUUUUUUUUUUAACUGAAUGACAUCUCAGAGAUUUUAGCUUUGGGGUCAUUUUCAUGUUUCGGUACAUUUAUUGUUGGAUUAUCAUGGAUAUGUCGCUAAUGUAUAACCUGUGCAAUCGCCUCAUCACUUUUCCCUUUACGACAAUCAAUUAUGUUAUUUCCUUCUAUCCCACCAGUUUCAAUCCGCAUUUUAUAUGUGUAUUUAUCAAUGGCAUUUAUUUCUUUUUAAAGGAAAUAAGAUUAUUUUAAAGAUUUUUGGGUUCAUAAAUGUCUGCGUAUGUUUAGCCAUGCUACUGUUUUUGUACUUGUGUUUGCAUUUGUACUCUGCUAUCUGCACAUCAAUCAGCUUUUGUGGCGUUCCACUGUGUUCAUGCUGACUAACACUUUAUGUUUUCUAAAAACUUUAAUUUGUUGUGAACAUAUUUGCUUGUUGCAUACUAAGUGUACUUAAAGUACUUUUGGGCAGGUUUCCCCGAUCUUAAAACAAAAAAACAAUAUUUUCUGUAUAGCCUGAAUGUCUUAUAAACCUUAUGGAGACAUGCAUCGGCUCACACACUCAUAUAAUGGUUCAGAAUACGCAUCCGCAGCAACAUGAAUGAUAACGGGAAUGUAAAGAAGUAAACAAGGAUUAUGUCUUGUGAAAUAAAUGUCACUUGUAAUAUUUAAGGUUUAAAACCCACCCAGACUGUUUGUAAAGGCACUGUUGUGAAAUAACCUUUGUACAUGUAGUUUCAUUAAAAUGAGUGCAUGAUGUUUUUAAGCCGGGUUUUAUAAUCUUGUCGCUGUCUGCCCUAAUAAGGAGCAUUGUUAUCAAUUUUAUAGUGCAUUGCAGUGCAUGAAGAAGUUGCUUAAGUGCAUUUUAUUAAAUGCUGUAUUAUAAAAAAAAAUGUCAUUUUAAAUGUUGUGGCUUUAAAAUAUUAACCAUGAGCAGCUAACACAUUAGAGGAAAAUAGAUUGGAAAACGUCUGCUUUGUGGAUUGAGUAUCCUAUGGUUUCAAUUUUAUACUAUGUAAAUGUACUUUUGUUUUUCUGCUCAUGUACAUGUAUUUCUUCAAACUUUGAGAUUCAGAAACAACAUUCAUGUUUUGCUCAAGUUUGUCAAAAAAAAACCCACAUUUCUACCUCACAACGACGAAGAUAAAAACAGAUGUAAUAACGAGUGUAUCAGCAUUCCAGUCUCUUGAGGCCGGCUUCUCCGAGGCCGCACGCUAUUAAAGAAAUAAACAAUAAACAA